This is a messenger RNA of Thlaspi arvense, 654 nucleotides long. The record is from the annotation of a GenBank genome assembly. Lineage: Eukaryota; Viridiplantae; Streptophyta; Magnoliopsida; Brassicales; Brassicaceae.
AUGAGAUAUAGAUAUUCUUCCAUAAAGGAGGAGAUAAGGAAAGUAUUGUCGAAGGGCAAGGCACCUGGUGUAUUCGUUUUAGCUUUUCAUGAUGCAGGAACCUUUGAAAUAGAUGAGAAUUCAGGUGGAAUGAAUGGCUCUAUAGUUUAUGAACUUGACAGACCUGAGAAACACAGGCCUUCAAAAACCUCUCAAGGCAAAGAUCUCUUAAAUAAUGAACAUUUGCAUGAUCCUCCACUGGCUAACUCAAUCCUUGAAAAAGCAAAGACUGAAGUGGAUGCUAUACGACCUGUAUCAUGGGCAGACAUCAUUGCUUUGGCUGGAGCAGAAGCUGUUUCUUUGUGUGGAGGUCCAAGUAUUCCACUUCGAUUAGGGAGAAUAGAUUCCAUGGUAGCGGAUGCUGAAGGGAAACUUCCUCAAGAAUCAUUGGAUGCUUUUGGUCUGAAGCGAUGUUUUCAGAGAAAAGGAACACGAGAGCUUGUUGCGCUGUCUGGGGCUCAUACUCUUGGGAGUAAAGGCUUUGGAAACCCUACUGUUUUUGAUAAUUCAUAUUUCAAAAUACUUCUAGAGAAGCCCUGGCUGUCUUCAGCUGGUAUGUCUAGUAUGAUUGGACUUCCAUCAGAUCGUGCACUCGUUGAGGAUGAUGAAUGCUCA